Messenger RNA from Annulohypoxylon maeteangense, 2837 nucleotides. RefSeq names its product root hair defective 3 GTP-binding protein. Gene Ontology annotation, molecular function: GTPase activity; GTP binding. Gene Ontology annotation, biological process: endoplasmic reticulum membrane fusion. The record is from RefSeq and is a predicted model, not a curated record. The transcript has 4 exons. Bases 190 to 2751 code for a protein of 853 amino acids. Gene Ontology annotation, cellular component: endoplasmic reticulum. Lineage: Eukaryota; Fungi; Ascomycota; Sordariomycetes; Xylariales; Hypoxylaceae.
GUUAGUCUUGACUAGGGAGAUCCUUGUCGCCUCGAAUUGUCAUUUCUACACCUACACAACUUAUUAAUCCCUAUUCUUUCCUUGCUUUCGUAUUCGAAUGAUGCUAGGAGAUGGCCAUCUUUUCCCUUGAUUGAUAACUUGGAACUUGUACAUAUUUCGGAUCGUUCUUUUAAUAGCCUUUUUUCAAACAUGAACGGUCAUUUUUCGUCUGUCGGCGACAAGCCGACCAAAGCUCAAUAUGGGCACGGCAUUCAAGUUAUUGAUGAGGAUAAGGAGUUCAAUUCGAACAUCAAUUCUUACUUACAUGCAACCGACGUCGCUGAUGCUGGAUUCAACUACCACCUAAUAUCCGUCUUCGGUUCCCAGUCUACUGGCAAAUCUACGCUUCUCAACAAUCUUUUUGGUACCGAGUUCAAUGUAAUGUCCGAAAGUGAACGACGUCAAACCACGAAAGGAAUAUGGAUGUCAAAGAACAAAAAGGGGUCUAUGGCCGACAACAUUCUCGUUAUGGACGUAGAGGGUACCGAUGGCCGAGAAAGGGGUGAAGACCAGGAUUUCGAAAGAAAGAGUGCACUGUUCGCCCUAGCAACUAGUGAAGUGCUUAUCGUCAACAUCUGGGAGCACCAAGUCGGAUUAUACCAGGGAGCCAACAUGGGUCUAUUGAAAACUGUUUUCGAAGUCAAUCUCCAACUAUUCUUGAAGGAUAAACAAUCUACGCCCAGAUCCCUCCUGUUCUUCGUCAUCCGCGACCACAUCGGUCACACUCCCCUGUCGAAUCUUCGAAACACCCUAAUUCAAGAUCUCACUAAGAUCUGGUCCUCGAUCUCUAAGCCCACCGGUCAUGAGAAAUCGCGUAUAGAAGAUUACUUCGACUUUGCAUUCGCUGCGCUACCCCAUAAAAUCUUACAACCUGAUAAAUUCGAAAGCGAGGUCAAAAACUUGGGAGGCAGGUUCGUCGCUGGGAACCGGAACUCUAAGACUCAGUUAGAACAUGGCGAACAGGAGCUCGCGGGAGGCGUCUUUUUGCCCGAAUACCACCGAAGGAUUCCCGCCGACGGUUUCUCUCAUUACGCAGAGGGUAUCUGGGACCAGAUCGUGAACAACAAGGAUCUUGAUUUGCCAACGCAGCAGGAACUUCUAGCUCAGUUCCGAUGUGACGAGAUCUCACGAGAAGUUUUAAUAACCUUCGACGAAGCAAUCAGCCCGUUAGAGGAGCAGCAAGCAGAUGCGACCCGUAGCGGUAAACCAAUUGUCCUGCCGAAUCUCGGUAGCACGGGUAGUGCAACUAGAGAAAAAUGCGUCAAGUCCUUUGAAGUACAAGCCAGUCGAUACCAUAAGAAGGUUUACUCUCUCAAACGAACCGACUUGGAGACCAAGAUCGACCAGCGUCUCAAAGCACUGUAUCAGGGCCAGCUAUCCUCUCUUCAUAAAACUGGUGUGACUACGUUCAGCGAUGAUGUAUCCAGCGCCGUGAAAGCGGGUCAGAAGUCCGGCGGCGCCUACGAAUUUGCUGAAAUUGUGGAAACGGCGAAGGUCAAAUCUCUAGAGAUAUUCAGGAAGGAGGCGCAGGGUCUAGCAAUUCCAGACGUGCCAUGGACCAACUUUAAACCUCAAUAUGUCCUCUUUGAGAAGGAGCUCGAUCAGGUCAGCUCUCGCUUGCGAAAGGAAGAGAUGCGAAGACUGGCGACUCGAGUCGAACGUUGGGUCAAAUCUCGUCUAGGAGACUCCGUCGGACUCGAGUUCAACAAGCUAGGAUCGGGGCGGGGAGGAUCCGGAGCUCCCGAGACCGGCGAAAAGCCAGCUACCGAGAAAGAUCUCUGGGAUCGUAUCUGGAACCUCUUUACAUCUAUCGUCAAGGAUGCCGAGAGUCGGUUCGCAGAAAGAGCCAAGAGUUUUGAAGCAAGCGAGGAAGAGGUCCAGGUCGGAUUAUGGCGUCUUCGAAGGAAGAGCUGGGUAGCACUCCGAGAGAAAAUUGAGGAAGAAGUGAUGGAGGGCAACAUCCUCCUAAAGCUUCGAGAGAACUUCGAGGAUAAGUUCCGCUACGACGAAGCGGGUGUUCCUCGAAUAUGGCGACCUGCUGAUGAUAUCGAGGGCAUCUACACGCGCGCUCGAGAAUCAACGCUAACUCUCAUUCCGCUCCUUUCCAAGUUUAAACUUCUUACAACUUCCUCUCCACCAGACCUAGAGGAGUUUAUUGGCCAUCAACCUCCUGGUGUGGAGCCGGAGGAUGAGGACGAUCUUGCACCGAUUGGUGGUAUUGACGAAGAAGAUGGAAAGAGCUUCGAAGAAGAAGUGACCGUUCUGAGCGAAGCCAAACGUCAAGAUCUAGUAGUCCGAUUCAAGAAGACUGCCGACGGCGUAUAUUUGGAGGCCAAACGAAGUGCCAUUGGUGGAAUUACACAAGUCCCUUUGUAUUUCUACGGAUUACUAUUGGUGUUGGGGUGGAACGAGAUUCUAGCUGUCUUACGCAACCCUAUUUUGUUCAUGUUGCUCAUCGUUAUGGCUGGCGGUCUCUAUAUAUCAUAUAGCCUCAACCUCCUAGGCCCCAUGAUGCAGAUGAGCAGUGCGGCGUGGAACCAAGCAAUCGACAUCGGCAAGGAGCGCCUCCGCGACUUCCUCGCGAAUAACGAUACCGCUAGGCAAGCUAUCGGAAUGCGAGGUCGGGACAGCGACUCGAUCAGCAUGGACACCCUAGACAGCAGGGGCAAGAAGCAGUCGCGAGCAGCCUCAGCCGAUGAGGACGAUCUUUAGUAGAAUUGCGUGUCAUUCAUAAAAACAAUAGGGGGGUAGGAUAUAGUAGUAAAAGGCACUUCCCAUCGGAUAAUUCCCUAAUCAAU